CACUUAUCGGCCAGGCCAUAUUUUUCGUCCAAAGCUUCAAGCAUUGCCUCGACCGCGAAGCGACGUCGCAGCAACAAUCGGCGCUCAUUGCAAGCACAUCGUCCUGCGCCGCUUGUUCUUGACUGGCCCAGAGCAGCCCUCCUUUUACCGGGCCCCCGUCCCAACCCCCGAUCAGCUCCCCACGCACAGCCCGAUCGCCCGCCAGAGCUCCCGAUGCCGUUGCGGAUAUAAUCACCGCAAGCUGUCACAGCAGGACGACCAUGACGGACAGCUCAUGAAAACCUUAGGUCGAAUAGACGGGUCGGUCUACGGCGCGAUACUCAGCGGUCGACCCUCGUCAGCGAGCAGGUAUGCGGCACUCUGCACGUCACCAGGUAGUGCGGAGCCUGGUCGCGGCAGGGCGAGGCUGUACCACGCCGCCUGCCGUCCGGUCAGGCCUGGUCUUGGGUCGACCGCCGACUCAACGCAGUUCAGACCGUGGCACAUCCAUGGCCACAACGUCCGCCCGCCCACUUGCUGCCAACUUCUUUACGCGCCAGCACCCCAUCACCGCAAGACGAAACCACGCAGCUCAUGCUGCUGCCUCAAGCCCAAUCUACAACUCACGCCGGCCUUCGGAUCACAGAGAACAUCAGCUGAGGCACCACCCGCUGCCACGCUCAAUGCCCUCGACCCGCGAGCUCCUGGACUUUGUCGACUACAUUGACGACGACACAGUCGAGGACCAUCUCGAAUUCCUCAAUGAUCCGUACAGACACAGACAUGCUGUGGCCGAUGGGCCCAAUAUCACCAUCUCGGACGACCCUGAAGACGUCAACAUGCAAAGCUACAAUCAGUACCAAGUACAGGAUCCUGACCAGAUGCGACGAGUAGAGGACCUAGCCGACGGCGUUUUACAACGGCUCAGCAAACCCAACAGUAUCACCUUGGACGAAGUAUGGGCUCUGUACCAGAGUAUCCCCCAACCUCGGGUGUCGCCUCUGCCCGCCAGCCUUCGGCAUGCACUGCUGGCAGCUCUUGGCCGGGUCUCUAGAAAGAACUACAAGAACAUGCUCCGCUAUCUCGCCGUCAUUGGGGAUGUCAAGACUGCUGGCUUCGCCCUCCAGCCGUGGGAAUGGAACACGGCAAUGUCUUUCGCCAGUCGUUAUGUUGCGACAACGUCCGCCGUGGAACUCGAGUCCGCUAUCCGCACGUGGGAAGAGAUGGAGAGGGUGUCUGGCGUGACUGCCACUGACGUGACGUUCAACAUCUUGUUCGACGCUGCGUCCAAGGCAGGCUGCUUCAGCUUGGCCGAGAUGCUCUACGAGGAGAUGUUGCGGCGGCAUCACCGAUUUAGUCGCUACCACCAUGUCACACUGAUCCAUUUCUUUGGGCUCAAAGGUGACAGCAGCGGCAUCCGGGCAGCAUACCGGGAGAUGGUGAGAUCAGGCGAGAUCAUCGACUCCAUCGUUCUCAACUGCGUUAUUGCAGGCCUUCUGCGAUGCGGAGAAGAGUCGUCUGCCAUGGAGGUGUACGAGAAGAUGAAGGCCAGACAUAUCCGGAGCAAGAACAUCCCUGAUCGGAACUACAGGCUGCAAAAGUCCAUCACCAAGGUCCUUAUGAUGUUCGCCAAGGUCGGCAAAACAUACCCAGACAUGCAUCCAAACUUCCAGAAGUCCGCCUUGCUGGCGCCGGACUUCUCCACCUACCGAAUCAUGAUCAAUCAUUACGGCGUGGUAGUCGGAGACCUAUCCAAAGUGGCCCAAUUCCUCGACGAGAUGAAAUGGUUUCGGGUUCCGUUACACGGGGCGAUAUUCCUAGCCCUCUUCAAGGGUUUCUCCGUCCACGGUGGCGAAUCCGGCGACUGGACCGCAAAGCGUCUACAGAGCGUGUGGGAAGCCUUCCAAGAGGCUAUGGAUACGGGCGCCGGCGGCCUCCACAUCAGCACCUGGAUGGCGAUGUACAUAUUGCGCGCCUUCUCGCUCGUGUCCACGCGCGAGGAGAUGCUCGACAUCUACGAGGCGCUCCGGUCGCGGUGGGAUCUUGAUGCCGCCAACACCAAGUUCAUGCUCGACUUCUUCGGCCGCUUGGUGGACAGCAAGAAGACUCAUGCCCUCAAGGGCCUCGGCACGAGACACACUUAUCUCGCUCCAUGAAGCAUUACCUAAGCCAUUGGGUGGUUGGUUGGUUUGCUUGCCCCCUUCACCUUACUACAUUCUUCCUCGUUGUCAUGAGUCGGCAUCUUUGUCUCCACUAGCAUUGGUUGGGUUUUUACAUCGGGUCAUGAGGUUUUCUUGUUGUACAUAUAGAUAUAUCCUGGGCAUGAGAUCAGAGCAUUGGGUCGGCGCGGCUUUUCGACGUUGAGGCGGAUGGAUGUAUAUAACUGUACCAUAUUGUGACUAUGAAAUAAUGCAUCAAAUUCAUGAAAUAGAAC
Microdochium trichocladiopsis is the source of this 2413-nucleotide messenger RNA. RefSeq lists its product as uncharacterized. The transcript has 2 exons. Gene Ontology annotation, molecular function: protein binding. Bases 351 to 2135 code for a protein of 594 amino acids. The record is from RefSeq and is a predicted model, not a curated record. Lineage: Eukaryota; Fungi; Ascomycota; Sordariomycetes; Xylariales; Microdochiaceae.